AUGAUAUUACGUGAUGUUGCCAAAGGAGUAAUACAGGAAUCAAAAUCAAAACAAAUUCCAUUUGUGAGUGCUUCAUUAUUAGAGAGGGAUAUAUAUUUAUAUAGUCAACAAACAAAGCGACUACAUAAACCAGAACAGCCACAAAAUUUGUUACAAAUAUCGGAUCAGGAUCUAAAAUUGGACGAGGAAAUUGGUCGUGGAGCAUUUGGAACAGUUUACCGAGCUCGAUGGUUGAGGCGACACCACACAGUUGCUGUCAAAAGGUUACAUCUUACUCAGUUGGA
Molecule: messenger RNA, 284 nt
Organism: Rotaria sordida
Lineage: Eukaryota; Metazoa; Rotifera; Eurotatoria; Philodinida; Philodinidae
Source: the annotation of a GenBank genome assembly